AUGGACAGUGGCGACCCCAGCAAGCCCACAGGCGAGGAGGAGGAAGCUGAUCUUUACAACUUGCUUGGUGUUGAAAAUUCAGCGACAGCAAGUGAAAUUAAAAAGGCGUAUCGAAAGGCUGCACUACUGUACCAUCCCGAUAAGGUACCUAAAGACCAGAGGGCAGAAUCCGAAGUCAAGUUCAAGGCCGUUACCCAGGCGUACGAAAUUCUCCGCGAUGAUGAAAAGAGGAAGCUUUAUGACCAAUACGGCAUGGCUGCCUUCGAUUCAACCCGGGGUGGGCCAGGUGACGCCGGCGUCGACUUGAACGACAUGCUGGCGCAGAUGUUUGGCAUGAACGUUGGCGGUGGCGCCGGUGGCCAGAGGCGCCCGAGGCGAGGUCGUGACGAGGAACAGCAGUAUAAGGUCACCCUGGAAGAACUAUACAAGGGUAAAACGGUCAAGUUCGCUGCAAACAAGCGUGUGAUCUGCAGUCAGUGCAAGGGCUCGGGCGCAAGGGAGAAGGUGAAGCCGCAGCAGUGUGAUAGGUGCAAGGGUGCCGGCGUACGGGAAGCUUACCGCCAAGUUGGGCCCGGCCUUAUCCGUCAAGAAGUACUGCCUUGUGACAAUUGCGAUGGUACUGGGAUGUUCUACAAGGAGAAGGACCGUUGUAAGAAGUGCAAGGGUAAAAGGACUGUUGAGGAGACGAAGGCGUUGGAAAUCUAUAUUCCUCGUGGGUCCAUGCAAGGCGAGCACAUUGUUCUUGAGGGCGAGGCGGACCAGUUUCCUGACCAGACUCCCGGUGAUAUAGUUUUCACCUUGGUGGAGGAACCACAUGAGAUCUUUACUCGCGUUGGUGACGACCUAUCUGCGGAGCUCAAAGUGACUUUGGCAGAGGCCCUAGGGGGGUUUGCCCGGGUUGUACUAAAGCACCUUGAUGGCAGGGGCAUUCACCUUGGGCACCCUCGAGGGAAGAUCCUGCAGCCUGGUGAGAUCCUCAAGGUGGUAGGGGAAGAACCGUCGAUAUCUGCCGAGGAGGUCGACGAAGUCGAGUACGAGACUAAUGCUGACAUUGAACAGAUGGGAGGCCACUCGUACCAUUCAAGACCUGGUAUGGUUUGGGAGGACGAGGACGAUGAUGAAGACCAGAGUGGCCCACAGUGCGCGACUCAGUAA
Messenger RNA from Sporothrix brasiliensis 5110, 1155 nucleotides. RefSeq lists its product as uncharacterized. The record is from RefSeq and is a predicted model, not a curated record. Gene Ontology annotation, molecular function: Hsp70 protein binding. Gene Ontology annotation, cellular component: cytoplasm. Bases 1 to 1155 code for a protein of 384 amino acids. Gene Ontology annotation, biological process: protein refolding. The transcript has 5 exons. NCBI's taxonomy places the organism in Eukaryota, Fungi, Ascomycota, Sordariomycetes, Ophiostomatales, Ophiostomataceae.